Messenger RNA from Aspergillus pseudonomiae, 660 nucleotides. RefSeq lists its product as uncharacterized. The transcript has a single exon. The record is from RefSeq and is a predicted model, not a curated record. Gene Ontology annotation, molecular function: ATP binding; protein kinase activity. Gene Ontology annotation, biological process: protein phosphorylation. Lineage: Eukaryota; Fungi; Ascomycota; Eurotiomycetes; Eurotiales; Aspergillaceae. The annotation marks the transcript as partial.
CGGGGACUUCCCAAACCGUGAGGAUGUGGAAUACAUAAACGACAUCAAUCAGCAAACUCUAGAGAAUGAAAGCCGGGUCUUUGAACGCCUGGGCAACUAUCAAGGCAUUAUCCCCCAUUUCCGAACAUCCAAGUAUGGAAUUGAGUUAGCCCUAGCACAAGGAGAUCUUGAAUCCUAUCUAGAAACCUAUUCCGAGCGCGAGAACGCCCUGAAAACCACCUGGAUGUGUUGUCUCAUUGACACCUUCUCACACGUCCACUCUCGCCGAGUCUUUGUGGAUGAUAUUGCUCUGCGCAAUAUCCUAGUCCUGGAUGAGCAGCUUAAACUUGCAGAUUUCGGACAAUCCAUCUUGUUGCCACUCGAUGUCGAUAUUACUGCUGCAAAUGAAAACGACUUGAAUAUUCAGAUUGAGAUCCUUCAUCUUGGCUGGAUUCUCUAUUCCAUUGCAUCCUGGCGCGUCCAUAAAUACUAUUUCUUCAAUCCUAAGAACCCGGACCUAGUUUGGCCUGCACCAGACUCAUUCCCACAUCUUGACGGUGUUCUCUUUGGGCAAAUAAUCAAGAAGUGCUGGCGUGGUGAAUAUGCGACUAUGGAUGAUGUGAAAGAUGAGGCUCGCCAAUUGCUCGCUAGUGACUAAAGUCAUGCUGGUGCCGGUUCUCU